AUGACUCUCUGUAAGGAUUGGAUUUCCAUUAAAGAUUACAUUGGUGAUCCAACAUAUGCUGAGGGAGUUAAUAAUUUUUUAGACUAUGCUUUUCAAAAGUUGAAAACUGAGACAAUUCGUUGUUCUUGUACCAAAUGUAUGAAUGGAGAAUCCGGUGAUCGUGAGAAAGUAAGGGAACAUCUACUUGUUUUUGGAAUAAUCAAAAGAUACACCUUCUGGUAUCAUCAUGGGGAGGGGUUGGAUAAGUCAGAAAUCGUGUCUGACGAGGAUCAUGAUGAGGGAGAAGACCAUGAUGAAAUUUUUGAUAUUCUAAGGGAUUUAUAUCCUGCGUUCAAUGAUGUUAGUCCCUCUGAUGAUGUCAAUGAUGUCGAGGAGCCAAAUGCCGACGCUAAAAUUUUUUAUAACCUAUUGAAGGAUUCACAAGAUCCGGUCUAUGAAGGUGCUAAGGGUUCUACAAUGUCUGCAAUCUUGGAGCUUCUUCAUAUUAAGACUCUUGGUCGUUGGACCAAUGAGUCUUUUAGCAUGCUUCUCAAAUUUUUGAAGAAUCGGCUUUUACCUACAGGGUCAACUUUACCAGAUUCUUACAAAGAGUCAAAAAAGAUCAUGAGAAACCUCGGACUUUCCUAUGAAAAUAUCGAUGCAUGUGUUAAUGAUUGCAUGUUAUAUUGGAAGGAGAAUGAGAUGCUAGAUGCCUGCAAUAUUUGCGGUGCAUCGAGAUGGAAAACUAACAAACACAGUGGGGAAGACAAGUGUAAGUCAAAUGGUAAAAAAAUACCUCACAAGAUAUUGCGCUACUUCCCACUAAAACCGAGGUUUCAAAGAUUAUUCAUGUGUUCAAAGACUGCUUCUUUGAUGAGGUGGCAUGAUGGUAAAAAGAAUAAAGAUGGUACGAUGCGACAUCCUGUUGAUGGAGCCGCGUGGAGUCAUUUGACAAGGAGUUUCCCGAGUUUGCAUCAGAUCCUAGAAAUGUUAGGUUGGGGCUUGCCAGUGAUGUCUAAUAUACUUCUUUCGAUGCUUAUUCCUGGUCCUAAAGGACCCGGUGAUGCAAUUGACAUAUAUUUGCAACCAUUGAUCGAGGAAUUAAAAGAUCUAUGGGACACUGGUGUCGAGACCUUCGAUGCAGCAACUCAACAUCAUUUUAAUUUACGUGCAGCACUGAUGUGGAACAUUAAUGAUUUUCCAGCAUAUGCCAUGUUGUCAGGAUGGAGUACUAAGGGUUAUUUGGCAUGCCCUCGUUGCCUUAAGGAUACACGAUCAAUGAGACUAUCUCAUGGGGGCAAAGAAUGCUACAUGGAGCAUAGAUGUUAUUUGCCAAAGAACCAUAGAUGGCGGAAGGAUAAGGAUUCAUUUGACGGAAAAGUUGAGCAUGGUCUACCUCCUGAACCUUGUUCAAUUGAUGAAAUUCUUCGUCAACUCGAGGAUCUCGAGAACAUUGUUUUGUCCAAGGAUCCACAUGUGAAGACAAAAAUAAAUCAUGAGCUUAGGGGUGAUAAUUGGAAUAAGAAAAGUAUUUUCUUUGAGCUUCCAUACUGGAGGAAACAUUUGUUACGGCACAAUUUAGACGUGAUGCAUAUUGAGAAAAAUAUAUGUGAUAGUGUUCUUGGGACAAUUAUGAACAUCAAAGGGAAGACUAAAGACACUAUAAAAUCACGUCAUGACUUGGAAGCUAUGGGGAUAAGGCCCACAUUGCACCCAGUCAAAGAAGGGGACAAAUAUAAGAUGCCUCCAGCACCGUUUACUUUUUCUCCUGCCGAGAAGCAAAGAUUUUGUAAUUUUUUGAAAGAGUUAAAAGUACCUGACGGUUUUUCAUCGAAUAUAUCUUACUGUGUCAACACUAAGGAAGGAAAAAUUUCAGGUUUAAAGAGCCAUGAUUGCCAUGUAAUACUCGAACAUCUACUUCCUUUGGAAAUACGUGGUCUACUCACUCCACUUGUACGUGAAGCACUGAUUGAGCUAUCAAGGUACUUUACCUUAUUAUGUGCUAAAGUACUUAAAGUGAGUGAAUUGAAGCAACUAGAGACCCAAAUUCCUAUCACUCUCUGCAAAUUAGAGAAGGUUUUUCCUCCCUCGUUCUUUGAUGUGAUGAUGCAUUUGCCAAUUCAUUUAGCCAAUGAAGCUAUGAUCGGAGGUCCUGUUCAGUUCAGAUGGAUGUAUCCUAUUGAACAAUAUAUGUAUAAGCUUAAAUCUUAUGUACGAAAUAGGGCUCAUCCAGAAGCUUCAAUUGUGGAGGGCUAUUUAGCAGAUGAGUGUAUGACCCUUUGCUCAAGGUAUAUGCAUAAUAUAGAAACAAGAUUUAAUCGCCAGGAACGAAAUUAUGAAAAUGCAAACGGCAGUGAUGAAGCCUUCGAUAUUUUCAGCCAUUCUGGUAGAGGUUUAGGAGCUCCAACUGUUAUAAGUGUUCCCAGGCGUGAAAUGGAUCAAGCUCACGAUUACAUUUUGAAGAACUGCGACGAGGUUCAACCUUUCCUACAAGAGUAUUCUGAAACUCAUCCAAUAGAUGAUUCUGGGAUCACCGAAGAGGAAUGGAGCGAGAAUUUUAGAAAAUGGUUUAAGGAUGAAGUUGCGCUCUUAUAUGAGAAUAAUAAGAGCAAGGAAAUAGAAAAUCUCCUCUCACUUUCACGUGGACCAACUGAAUAUGUAACAUCUUUUAGUGGUUAUGUUGUAAAUGGAUACAGAUUUCGUACCCAAAACCUUGAUAAGAAUUUGAGAACACAAAAUAGUGGCGUGGUUGUGUUAGGAAAUACGGGUGAUGGAGAUGAGAACAUGGAUUAUUAUGGAGUUGUAACAGAAAUUUUAGAGAUACAAUAUCUCGGAGGAAACCGGAUUGUGCUAUUUCGGUGUAACUGGCAAUUAAAAACUGAUGAACCAUUUAUCUUAGCUAGUCAAGCAAGACAAGAUUUUUAUGCCACCGCCAACAUUAACAAAGGUUGGGUUAUUGCAUCAAAGACUCAACCGCGCAACUUGUUAGAUGAUGACAGUGAUGUUGAUGAGCAAAGUGAAGCAUACCAACAGAGUGAAUUUGAUAGACCAACAUAUGUUGCAUCUUCCUCUUCAAGUGCAAGUAGUGAAAUAUGUAGAAGUCGGGCUAGCAUAGAUCCCAUUAUUGUGGAAGAUAUUUCAAUCAAAAGUGGAGAACAACAAGCUCCUGUGAAGAGGAGAAGAGAGGAAUGA
Spinacia oleracea (spinach) is the source of this 3171-nucleotide messenger RNA. RefSeq lists its product as uncharacterized. The record is from RefSeq and is a predicted model, not a curated record. Bases 1 to 3171 code for a protein of 1056 amino acids. The transcript is spliced from 5 exons. Lineage: Eukaryota; Viridiplantae; Streptophyta; Magnoliopsida; Caryophyllales; Amaranthaceae.